AUGCCGCAGCUGAUUCUGAGAGUGGCAGUGCCGCCAAAUGUAGCCAAUGAUUUGGACCGCACCCGUCCAGACCUUCUCAGCGAAGACCUCCAGAGGCGAUAUGCCCAGGAGGUCCAGAACCUGCAGGUUGCUGAAGUGGCCAGACAGCUGGAUGACUUCAGGCAGAAGAGGAUGAUGGGGAUGACCCCCAACGAGGCAGAGCUGAUGGACGUGGAGAGCCAUUACCCCACUGACCGCAUCCCGAUGGAGAUGAAGGAGAAGUCUGUAGCCGAGAACCUGCUCGACAAGAUGGCUGAGACACAAACGACCGUCGUCUCGGACGAGGAAAAAUGUCAGUCCAUCUUCUCAGCAGUGGCCUUCUACAUGAAGCACCUUGGGGUGAAGACCCGGGCAGUUGACAGUAAGAAGUCCAGGGGCGGUUUCUUCCGGAGACCGCUGGGAAAGAAUAAGAAGGAGGAGUCCACCAAGACGAAACCCAGAGGAGGGUUUCCUGGCAUCUCAAGCUGGAUCGCAGGCACCACCGAGGUCAAACCUAAAACGGAAGCUGAAGUGGAUAAGGACAAGGUCAACCAGGAGCGUAAAGGCAGCGGGCCAGCUCCCCCUAGAGGCUCCGUGAUCGACCCCGUGGUCCCCUCCUUCCCCAGCAGGAGGUUAGGCUCCAGCGGGUGCGCCGCGUCUCAGCCUGGGUCAGAGGUCAGCGAUGGCCCAGGGAUCGUCAUCAGCGCAGCCAACAGCCCAGAGUCUUCAAACAGCGAAGGGCCUUCAGGCAUUCGCACAGACCCUCUGCCCUCCUCAGAGGGGGGGGAUGUGUCUCCCGCUGGGCUGGGAGCAGGGCUGUCUAUCGGGGAGCCCCUCUCGCCCAGCGAGACCCCCACCGAGGAGAACCCAGACAAAGACAGUAGGAAAGUGGCGCGCAGCGAGAGUGCACGUGUGGACCGGCACUCGUCCCGCCGCCGCGGUUCCACCCGGGCCAAACAGUCCCGCUCCCGUAGCGACGUGGAUCUCCAGCAACCCUCCACCACACCAACCUCACCCGCCCCGCUCACCCCUCAGCACUCCCACCCCAAUGAAGGACUGGCCUUAUUUCCGGAGGGCCCCGGCCCCUCCCCCACAAGCCCCUCCCCUCAGCUGGAGGAGAUAGAGCCGCGCCUCCUGGAACUGGAGCAGGACCCGGCCAACUGGAGAGACCUGGCCUCGCCUGACGCUCUGGCCAACCUCAGCAAGAAGGAAACCAAGAGGCAGGAGGUCAUCAACGAGUUGUUUGCGACAGAGCACGCCCACGUGCGAAUGUUGACCGUCCUCCAGACAGUCUUCUCCAAGCCUCUGGAGAGAGAGGAGAUCCUCACCACCGACGAGCUGGCCGCCAUCUUCCCCAGCCUGGACGAUAUUAUCGAAGUGCACUAUACCUUCUAUGAGAACUUGAAGAAACUGCGUCUGGAGGACAACUUUAUCGUCAAGUCCAUCGGUGUCACACUGCUCAACAGAUUUGGUGGUCCGGAGGGGGAGUGGUUCCAGAAGUUGACAGCCCGGUUCUGCAGUCACCAGUCAUGGGCGCUGGACCAGAUCAAGAGCCGGCAGAAGAAGGACGCACGUUUCAACGCCUUCAUACAGGAGGCAGAGAGUAAGCCCCAGUGCCGUAGGCUGCAGCUGAAGGACAUCAUCCCCAUAGAGAUGCAGAGACUGACCAAGUACCCUUUGCUACUGGAGAAUAUUGCUAAGAGCACAGAGGACGAGACGGAGAAGGGGAGGAUCCAGCAGAGCGCCGAGUGCUGCCGGAAGAUCCUCAACCACGUCAACGAGGAGGUCAAAGUGAUGGAGAACCUUCUGACACUGAAGGACUACCAGCGUAGACUGGACGUGUCGGGGCUGAAACCCAGUAAUGAGCUGUAUACGGAGUACAGGAAUAUUGAUUUGACCCAGAAGAAGAUGAUCUAUGAAGGCCCUCUGACCUGGAAAGUAACCAAAGAGAAAGCUAUCGAGGUGCAGUGUGUGCUGCUGGGGGACAUGCUGAUGCUCCUGCAGCGACAGGACGACAAGAUGGUGCUCAAGUGCCAGAGCAAGAGCAACAUCGCCGUGCAGGAGGGCAAGCAGAUGCUCAGUCCCAUCAUCAAGCUGGACUCGGUCUUCCUGCGGGAGGUGGCCACAGAUCGCAAGGCUUUCUAUGUGAUCUUCACAUGGGACAGCGGGGCUCAGAUCUAUGAGCUGGUGGCCCAGUCUGUUGGCGAGAGGAAGACGUGGACGGAUGUGAUAAAGUCAACGGUGGACGACCUAAAGCUGAGUGGAGCUCCGAUGAAGUUGCCGUUACUUCCCGGCGGUGGAGGACCGCCCUUCAGUCCCACAUUGCUGUCUGCCCCGCUGAGUCCCACUGAGAACGGCGGUUUGAAGAGCGGCGGUGAUCGAGAUAAGGACAGCUUGACCGAUGACAAGUCCACGGAUGCCCGCCACACCCUGAUCGUCUACCUGUCGGACAAAGGCUUCGACCUGAUCCACCACUCCAACACCGACCGGGAGAAGGUGGCCAAAAGUGCACAAGAUGAAGUCAUGCUGCUGAAAAGGCUGUUGGUUGGCAGCAUAAGCCUGUCGGAGGGCUCCCAGCCUAACAAGGAAAAUGGAGGAGAGGGAACGGAGAGGCCGUACCAAGACACCGACUGCUGUCAGUCAUCAGAGGAAAGCCAGCCCGCAGACGGAAGAGCGGAAGGGGAGGACCACGGAGGUGGAACGGAGGGGGGAGGGGUAAAGACGGAGGAGGAGCGGGGCAUCAGCGCGCCCCUGGUGUUGUCCCAAGACAGGAUGGAGGAAGUGCACAUGAGACUCCAGAGUCUGGAGGAAAAGCUGAAGAAACUCGAGGUAGUUGAAGCGGAGUACCACAGGCUGCAGGAGGCUGUCUCCAAGUUUUCGCUGGAGGAGGGCAAUUUCCACUGAGACGCCGGUGCGCUACCUGCUGGCCACCAGAUCAUCAUUAUAGGUGCUGUACUGGAGUGCGAGAGAGACUUUCAGAGGACCGCCUGGAAACCCCCUGUUUUACUCAACGCUCAAGACGUCAUGCCCAGUGUAGUGGUUCAGUAAUGGAACAUGGGAAGUGUGUGUAUGUGGUCGUGUGCAUGAGUAUGUGUGUGUACGUGCGUGUGUGCCGAAGUAAUUGACAAAAGACGAGACACAAUAGCGAUCCUCCUUUCCAGUUGCCAAAAGAGCAAUUUUGCUGUGAGAUUGAUGCUGCCUAACGAAGUGUAUUGAUUGUGAUCUUCUGUGACACACACACACACACACACACACACACACCAUAGGCGCGCACACCAGAGAAAUCUUUAUAUGUUAUCGAAUAGCAGAUAUACAUGGAAGAACAAGCGCUCCCGGUGCAUCCCAAAUGAGUAAUAUCAGCUCGAGCCCUGCAGAGGGCACUGUAGAGUUUUAGAACUUUGGAAUCCUGCGCUGAUCCGAACUGUAUAGUAUUGUAUCUGCAGCCUGUGUGCUGAAACUCAGCAGAGCCGCGAUGUGUUGUGAUGGAAGUCCGGGCGGACACGGGUUCCUCUCCCAAACAGAGCCGCGGCAUCGCACUUGCGGCGUGCACAUCACAUUUCGGUUCAGUCGAGUACAGUUUAGGAAGGCCGGUGAAACGGGCGCUGCUUAGCCAGCCCCGAUCACAGUCGUAUGUGUGUGUGUGUGUGUGUGUGUGUGUGUGUGUGUGUGAGUGUCAGGACGUGUUGUUAGAUACCCUUGUGAGAGUUUUUUUUUUGUUUUUUUUUCUUCCUGGUGUAAUUUAACGUGGAAGGUGAAAUGGGAAGCCUGUGCGCGCACACACACAUGCAAGGAAAGGGCUGACGUUACCCGCUGUAGCAAGUUGUCUGUCGGUGUGUGUGUGCCGCUUUUAUUUAUUCCUCCCGGGUCCUGUUAGGUAAGCGCGCUGCUUCUGGGGGGUAGUGACGCUGUUCUGGCACUGGGCUGGAAGGGACGGAGCGAUGAGGGAGACGGGCGGUGGGGGGAAGAGGAGGGGGGGGAAACGAAGGGCAGGGGCCGAGAAUGUAGAACGACGGUCGAGGGCAGGUGGCGACGAGAGUACGUCGUGUGAGCGGGGAGGGUCGAGGGACAGAAGGGAAAGUUGUCUGUCGAUUCGGCUCGUCGUUUGAAGCAAACUUGAUUUGAAUGGAAGGAAACUGUCGUGGGAAGAUGUGUUUUUUUUGGGGGGGGGGGGAGAGGGUGGGGGAGGCAAAGCUCUUGCACUCGCUGUCCCUGAAGCGAGAUGCAGACGAUCGGGUCAGUGAGUGCAUACGGGGGAGACGCACAGACACGACUGAAGCCCAGUGCUACAGCAGGUUUCACAAAGGAAGGCAGCCGGGGCGAGUGUUGUUUGCGCUCGCCUGUUUUGACGGUGAUGUCUGCAAGGGCAAAAUCCCCACCGCCACCACCCCCACCCAC
Molecule: messenger RNA, 4413 nt
Organism: Lampris incognitus (smalleye Pacific opah)
Lineage: Eukaryota; Metazoa; Chordata; Actinopteri; Lampriformes; Lampridae
Gene: arhgef1
Product: Rho guanine nucleotide exchange factor (GEF) 1b
Biological process (GO): G protein-coupled receptor signaling pathway; intracellular signal transduction
Cellular component (GO): cytoplasm
Molecular function (GO): guanyl-nucleotide exchange factor activity; G protein-coupled receptor binding
Source: RefSeq, a predicted model, not a curated record